Pipistrellus nathusii (Nathusius's pipistrelle) is the source of this 492-nucleotide messenger RNA. The record is from the annotation of a GenBank genome assembly. Lineage: Eukaryota; Metazoa; Chordata; Mammalia; Chiroptera; Vespertilionidae.
AUGGCAUCGUCCUCCCAGCGCAAAAGGGCGAGCCCCAAGCCGGAGCUGACCAAGGAGCAGAUCCAGGAGAUCCGGCAGGCCUUCGACCUCUUCGACACGGACGCCACCGGCACCAUCGACGUCAAGGAGCUGAAGGUGGCCAUGCGGGCGCUGGGCUUCGAGCCCAAGAAGGAGGAGAUCAAGAAGAUGAUCGGCGACAUCGACAAGGAGGGCACGGGGAAGAUGAACUUCAACGACUUCCUGACCGUGAUGACGCAGAAGAUGUGCGAGAAGGACACCAAGGAGGAGAUCCUGAAGGCCUUCAAGCUGUUCGACGACGAUGAGACCGGCACCAUCUCCUUCAGCAACCUCAAGCGCGUGGCCAAGGAGCUGGGCGAGAACCUGACGGACGAGGAGCUGCAGGAGAUGAUCGACGAGGCCGAUCGCGAUGGGGACGGCGAGGUGAACGAGCAGGAGUUCCUGCGCAUCAUGAAGAAGACGAGCCUCUACUGA